AUGCAGGAGAACUACGAGACAGUGGCCUCGCUGGGAUUUCCCAUUCCCAAACCUGAACUGAUCGCCCAGCUGGAACGAGGGGAAGAGCCGUGGGUGCCCAAUCUCCAGGCCUGCGAGGAAAGAGAGAUCCUGAGAGGCGACUGCACAGGUGAUGAGAGAGUGAGAGAGAAUAAAGAGGAGAAUCAUGAUGCAGAUGUUCCUGGUAAAGUGGAACCACAGGAGAUCUUUAUGGGAAGAGCUGAAGGGAAUUUUUCCCAGUGCUGGGAACAGGGAGAAGCCUGGGUAAAUUGGCACAGGUCAGAGAGGCUGCUGGGAAACCACCCAGGGAAGAAAGUUGAUGAAUCUAUUAAUGGUGGGGAAGGAGAUGAGGAUCCCAGAGCGCAGCAGACAAACCCCAAGGAAGAGACACCCAGGGACUGCCUGCAGUGUGGGAAAGGAUUCAUUGUGGGAUCACAGCUUGUGACACAUCAGACAAUCAACACUGGAGAGAAACUCCUUCAAUGCUUGGACUGUGGGGAAAUCUUCAAUAACUGCUUAGACCUUAAUAACCAUGGGAGAUGCCACACAGAAGAGAAACCCGUUCAAUGCCUCCAGUGCGGGAAGUGUUUCAUUUGGAAGUCAGAAAUAAUUACACAUCAUAUAAGCCACACAGGAGAUAGACCCCAUAAGUGCGUGGACUGUGGGAAAAGUUUCAUACGGAGGUCACACCUUGUUAAUCAUCAGGCAAUCCACACAAGAGAGAGACCUCACAAGUGCGUGAACUGUGGGAAAAGUUUCAGACGGAGGUCAACCCUUUUUAAACACCAGGCAUUACACACAGGAGAGAGACCGCAUAAGUGUUUAGUCUGUGGGAAAAGUUUCAUAUGGAGGUCAGACCUGGUUAAACAUCAGAGAAUCCACACAGGCGAGAGACCUCACAAAUGUAUGGACUGUGGGAAAAGUUUCAUCCAGAGAUCAGACCUUGAUAAACAUCAGAGAAUCCACACAGGAGAGAGACCUCACAAGUGUGUGGACUGUGGAAAAAGUUUUAUAGAGAGUUCAGCCCUUGUUAAACAUCAGAGGAUUCACACUGGAGAGAGACCCCAUAAGUGCUUGGACUGUGGGAAAACGUUCAGAAUCACAUCGGACCUUGUUUUACAUCAGAAAAUCCACACAGGAGAGAGACCGCAUAAGUGUUUAGUCUGUGGAAAAAGUUUCAUAUGUAGGUCAGACCUGGUUAAACAUCAGGCAUUCCACACAGGAGUAAGAUCCCAUAAGUGUUUAGUCUGUGGGAAAAGUUUCAUACAGAGGUCAGACCUUGUUAAACAUCAGAGAAUCCACACAGGAGAGAGACCUCACAAAUGUGUGGACUGUGGAAAAAGUUUCAAACAGAGGUCAGACCUUGCUAAACAUCAGAGAAUCCACACAGGAGAGAGACCUCACAAGUGUGUGGACUGUGGAAAAAGUUUCAUACGGAGAUCACAUCUUAUAGCACAUCAGAGGAUCCACACAGGAGAGAGACCCCAUAAGUGCAUGGACUGUGGGAAAAGUUUCAUACAGAGAUCAGACCUUGAUAAACAUCAGGCAAUCCACACAGGAGAGAGACCCCAUAAGUGUUUGGAAUGUGGAAAAUGUUUCACACGAAGAUCACAUCUUAUAGGACAUCAGAGAAUCCACACUGGAGAGAGACCCUAUAAGUGCUUGGACUGUGGGAAAAGUUACACACGGAGAUCACACCUCACUAAACAUGGGAGAAUCCACACAGGAUCUAAACUUCUGUGA
This is a messenger RNA of Emys orbicularis (European pond turtle), 1761 nucleotides long. Its product is annotated as zinc finger protein 345-like. NCBI's taxonomy places the organism in Eukaryota, Metazoa, Chordata, Testudines, Emydidae. Gene Ontology annotation, cellular component: nucleus. Gene Ontology annotation, biological process: regulation of transcription by RNA polymerase II. The coding region runs from base 1 to 1761 and encodes 586 amino acids. The transcript is spliced from 4 exons. Gene Ontology annotation, molecular function: DNA-binding transcription factor activity, RNA polymerase II-specific; RNA polymerase II transcription regulatory region sequence-specific DNA binding. The record is from RefSeq and is a predicted model, not a curated record.